AUGGCCAAGUUUACACUGCAGGAUUUCGAACACCGCCUUGCCGAUGAUGAAGAACUUCUCCGUCCUAGCGAGGAAAAAAAGAUGAAUGAACAGCAACUCGUCAUCUUCAACAAACUCUUUGCCAAGUUUGGAGACGAUUGCGAGAAAAUGAGCAGGGACACGAAGAUCAAUGUGUUUCAGUGGACCGAGGGGCAGUGCAGCCGCUUCCUGCGGUUGUAUACCGCGCAGCACGUGUGUGCCUCGGCGAAGGAGCAUUUGCUGCCACAGCUGACCAUGGCACCGAGCCCAGCACACGAAAGCCUCCUUCAGCAGCAUCAAGAGAUUGCCGAGAAGAAGAAACAGGAAGUGGAGUCGCGAAUUCAAGAUCAACUCAGAGAGCGUGUGGGCAAGAAGAGUAGGAAGCCGAAGAUAGAUACUGUGACAUCGAAGUUGUCCCAGGCUGGGGACUCGAGUGCGGCGACGAUGGGGUCGAAGGCUACCUCAUCUAAAGCCGCGAAACUCCAGUUAACGCAGAAGAAAAAGAAAACAAAGACCCUCUGA
Messenger RNA from Neospora caninum, 540 nucleotides. RefSeq lists its product as hypothetical. The record is from RefSeq and is a predicted model, not a curated record. The coding region runs from base 1 to 540 and encodes 179 amino acids. NCBI's taxonomy places the organism in Eukaryota, Apicomplexa, Conoidasida, Eucoccidiorida, Sarcocystidae. The transcript is spliced from 3 exons.